CCCUACACCACCACAGCUUGUUAAAUUUUGUGAUGCACCUGAAUAGGAUCCUACAAUUUCAGUAAUCUCUUUCCCUCGAUAAACCGGGGUAAUCUGCGGGGUUCCUUUCUAAUGCCAACCGCGACGACCACAACAAUUAUUACUGGCCCUCCACUUCAUUCUGCGCACAAACCCAACAAAGUCUCUUCGUCGCCUUCUGCAACGUUGAGCGUCCUGAUUGACCGUGCAGGUCGUGCAUUCGUCAACCAUGACCAUCACCUCAGUCAGUCUCUUGUUGAUUCUGCCUUCACCCUCCUCCCAUCUCCUCUAUCCCUCCCCGACGCACUCGAUGACCACCGGAAAACCUGGGAUAUAUUUCGCAUAACAUUCGAGGCUCACGUCUAUGCAUCGCCACCUGCAGCCGAGGAUGUCCCGGAGCAUCUGAAGGAGGUGAUGCUGCAGUCGCCGCAUGCGUUGAUGACGAGGAUGUACCAGCGGUCGCUUAACCUAUUUACCCCGGCUAGUGGGUCGUCAAAGAGUAUUGCGACAGCAAACGUGGUCUAUAUACCCCCGUCAGUGAUCAAUACCCUCGUCUAUGCUAGUCUCAAGGUGAACUGCCCCGAUGUCGGCCGGGUCAUCAUUGAGGAAUGGCUCGCUCAUCGACAUGGUCGUUUAUCAUCGAACCAUACCCAUCACGAUGCGUACAAGAAGAUUCUUGCAAUAUAUUGCUUGCAGAUUUUGCCUGCCUUGGAGCAAUGGGAUUAUGCCAAAGAGUUUUUAGACUAUGAAAGUGAGCUGUCGCCUAGGUCGCGGGAGUAUCUUCAAUCCUCGUUAGCCCGGCUCUAUACGCAGGCCCAAGCAGUACAGCAACCCCCACCCCCUCUUCCUAGUCCUCCAGCUUCAUCUUCUUCGAGUAUAUCAUCCUCUCCUUCGUCGGACCGUAGCUUCUCGCCGGCUCCAUCUUCUUCGUCUUCCUCCUCCUCUCUUUCAACGACAUCUACCCAUACAGUAGUUCCUUCGACUCCGAAAGGUCUUCAUGUCGCUCAAUCAAUGACUUCUAUCGCCGCUCUUCCAUCAGCUUCUCAAUCUACGACCUCUGUAUCUUCAGAUGGCACCGCCAAACUCACACGUUCCGAAAGACCCCCAUCCUCACUCUCCGACCGCAAGCAGAAAGCUCAACGCGACAACAUGAUCAGACGUACAUUGUCUCCCGCUACCAGUGUCAUCACCCACCCUGUUGCACCGUCAACUGAACUCCGGAGCCCGACGACCUUUGCGUUGAUAAAAGCCUACGUGGCUCCAAUUCUAAACUCGACCAAGCUGACAACUUUUUUAAUUCUUGCAGUGGUAUUCCCACUGAUAUCAAUGGUGUUGCGAAUUAGGCGGCGGCGACGGUUAGCUGCAGGUGGUACAGUUAAUACUGCUGAUAUGGUUAGAAAGAGACUUCAGGUUGUGAACGGGAGAGAAGCUGGUGUUCUGAGGACUGUUUGGAGUGAGAUUGUCAGGGUUUUGAUGGAUACCAUCAGAAUGGGCGGGAGUGGAUUAGUAUAAGUAUUAUAAUUACGGAACUAUUUCUGCUGCAUGUUCUCGAUCA
Messenger RNA from Desarmillaria tabescens, 1573 nucleotides. RefSeq lists its product as uncharacterized. Lineage: Eukaryota; Fungi; Basidiomycota; Agaricomycetes; Agaricales; Physalacriaceae. The coding region runs from base 112 to 1530 and encodes 472 amino acids. The transcript is spliced from 2 exons. The record is from RefSeq and is a predicted model, not a curated record.